This is a messenger RNA of Centruroides sculpturatus (bark scorpion), 577 nucleotides long. It is a transcript of the gene RpS27A, whose product is annotated as ubiquitin-40S ribosomal protein S27a-like. The coding region runs from base 1 to 525 and encodes 174 amino acids. Gene Ontology annotation, cellular component: ribosome; cytoplasm; nucleus. Gene Ontology annotation, molecular function: protein tag activity; structural constituent of ribosome; ubiquitin protein ligase binding. The record is from RefSeq and is a predicted model, not a curated record. The transcript is spliced from 4 exons. Gene Ontology annotation, biological process: protein ubiquitination; modification-dependent protein catabolic process; translation. NCBI's taxonomy places the organism in Eukaryota, Metazoa, Arthropoda, Arachnida, Scorpiones, Buthidae.
AUGCGGAGCGUCAGUCAAGGCGAGAAUAGCGAACUUUGGCAACGCAGAGCAAGGAGAAUAGGCAGUAGUACUGAUAAUUUAAAUUUUUAUUUUAUAUUGCAGGUAGAACCUAGUGAUACCAUAGAAAAUGUUAAGGCCAAGAUUCAAGAUAAAGAAGGUAUCCCUCCUGAUCAGCAACGUUUAAUUUUUGCUGGAAAACAAUUAGAAGAUGGACGUACAUUGUCUGAUUAUAACAUUCAAAAGGAAUCCACUUUACAUCUUGUUUUAAGAUUAAGAGGUGGUGCUAAGAAGCGCAAGAAGAAGAAUUACACAACCCCUAAGAAAAAUAAGCAUAAGAAGAAGAAGGUUAAAUUAGCUGUUCUUAAAUUCUAUAAAGUUGAUGAAAAUGGAAAAAUAACUCGACUCAGAAGAGAGUGUCCAAAUGAUGAAUGUGGAGCAGGAGUAUUCAUGGCAUCUCAUUUUGAUAGACAGUACUGUGGUAAAUGCUGUCUUACUUUUGUGUAUAAUAAACCACCUGAAGCUUAAUCUAGUGAUGGAAAUGCAGUGACAAUAUAAAUAAAGCUGUAUUGAAAAUGUU